AUGGCAUCUCCGCUCACUCCCAUCGACGAAGACGAUGAAUCCUCCGAGAUCUACUCCCUUGUCGAACUCGCCGGGAAAGGCUUCUCUCUCAUCGCGACUCGGGACAUCGCACCAGGCACGCUCAUCCUGGAAGAAGAAGCAUACAUGGAAAUCCCCUUACCAGGAAUCUCCGUGACGGAAGAGAUCAUUGACCGUGCUUUUGCUGCCCUUCCCGAGACCGAGACAAACAACACAAGAGACCUCAUACUGUCUCUCCACGAAGGUGCCGUCGCAGGAAGCUCCAAGCUCCUGCGGAUUUUCAAAUCCAACGCCUUUGGCAACUCCUCCAGGAGCUGGCUGCAUCCGCAGAUCAGUCGCAUCAACCAUUCCUGCAUCCCAAACGCCUUUUUAUCGAGGGACGAAUGCUGCCUUGGCUCGAUGUCUCAGGUUAUUGCGCAGCAAGCCAUCAAAAUGGGAGAAGAGAUAACAACAUGCUACAAUCCUUUCCUCUACGAAAUCUCAACGUCGAUGCAGAGGGCGGUAAUGCUAAGGAAACAGUAUGGGUUUGCUUGUGAUUGCGACGCAUGCGACGAGAAUUGGCUAAGCGAUGCGCGGAGAAAGUUGAUUGGGACAUUGUUGGAGAUUUUGCACGGGUUGAAAACGUCGGACUUUUGGAAGGUUGACCCCCGUGACGAAAGAAACAAAGGAGUCACUGAGGAGAUGUUUUGGACCACAGAAUCGAGUGACGACCGCGAGUUGCUUCCAGCGUGGAAAAGAACUGCUUUCACAGUACUUCUCGCUGGACUCAGACAGGUAGAGGGAUCGUCAGCAACUGCCAUAGCCGGAGACUAUUGGAAAGCCGCGGAAUAUAUGCUGGAGCAAAUACAGGGCACGAACGACAUUGUCAUAGUCCCAUGGGCUCAAAAUGUGCGCACCUGGAUGGAAAAGGCGAUCGGCGUGCUUGAGUCAGUCUUUUCGCCGUACGACCACGAUCCGCAAAAGUUGAGACUGGAGUGGAAGAUGAUGCAAGAGAAGCCAUGCAUGAAUUUAGCUCUUGCUUGUGUAAGUACUCGUGCAUCAUGAGCAUGAUUUCGUGAUAGAGUAAGCUGAUUUUCGUAGCUUGACGGCAAACCGAAAGCCCCGAUCGCUUGGUCCAGGGACAAGGACGAUUGCGAGCCAUUUGCGAUUCAGGUGUCGCAGAACAAGAGCCUGUUGGUGCUUUCCCAGAGCAGGUGCAAUGCUGUGCUGGAAGAGCGACUAGGCACUAUCUCACCAGUAUCGCAGGAUCACGAAUAUGCUACCAUAACCCAAAAGCUCCGUGAUAGCAGUCGGCUGUACAAAUAUUUUGGUGCGGCGUUAACGUGCGCUGCUCCGGUCGCUGCGUAUUGGUGGUACAGGUGA
Molecule: messenger RNA, 1380 nt
Organism: Lecanosticta acicola
Lineage: Eukaryota; Fungi; Ascomycota; Dothideomycetes; Mycosphaerellales; Mycosphaerellaceae
Source: the annotation of a GenBank genome assembly